AUGGAGCUAAAAGUCUAUUUGGAGGAACUCAAGAAAGGCCCUGCAAAUAUUCUGGAGCUGCUCGGCUACCUUGGUGCGUACCAAAAAGAUGCCGAACGACUGCAAAUAGCAUCAACGCUGAUCAAUCAUACCCUCAGCGUAUACAAGCUAGCAGACGAGGAAGUGCGACGGGUGAUCUGCGAUCUUCUGUGUUGCAGAGUUGGUCUGGGCCAAUUGGUGUUGCAAUGCAAACGGAAAUUGGACGGGAAUGUUGCACAGGCACUGGCCGAUACUGUCAGUGCGCCCAGGUUCAAACAGAUUUUGACAAACGUCCAGCAUAGCGAACUGUCAGAAUUACGGUCUUUGCUGACUGUUAGGGUAUAUGAGGAGCUUAAUAGGGCUGCCACAGAGCUACGCAGUGACGAAUUGAGGGAAGCAGCAGAUAGGUACCCAAAGUGUCUCCUUGACCUGGCACUUUCUUCAAGCGUUGCUGACUGGAGGUUUGUGAACGGUUGUUUGAGGAUGCACGCAGUGGAUCCUUUUGAGAAGACCGUUUACACUCGUUUGGUGGCCAAGUUUAACGACAAGAAUGACAUGGCAUUCCUAAAGCGGCUUUUAGGACUUAUAGAGUCUGCUAUUCAGGACAGCAACGUUGCUGGCUACAAUAAACUAAUUGGCGAGCUCGAGAUCCACGACUGGCCCACAGCAGUCUCGUUUGUGGUAAACUCUCCUCUGGAACUGCAGAAGGUUGUUGUUGGUCGUUUGCAGGCGGAUGAAUCACUUGUUCAAAGGUACAUUUCGCUGUUCUCGUUGAAAUCGUAUAUUCAGCAGACGUCAUUCAGCGAACACGAGCGUUUGACUCGGCUUUUGCUCUUGUUGCUGCGGAAGCUGAAUGACACACAGAUAAAGGACAUAUCGACGCAAGGCGAGUUUCUGGACGCCAUCAGCAACCAUUUGGAGUCGAACUCGCCGAAGGUGAGGUUUUUCGGGAUGGUUGUGGGCGAUUUAAUUUACGAACGAUUGAAUAAAAAGCCAAUGUUUGACAUUGAGGAGCACAAUCGGGAGAGAGAAAUAUUUAUGAACAAAAUUACUAAACCAAUUCCCGACUGCACACUUGAGGAAGCAUUUUCCAUCAUCAGAAGCAAAGAACAAACCAUAGAAAGACAAUUCACAGAGACGAAAAUUAUUAAACCAGCUCCCGUCGUCAUCGACUCUGACCCAGAGGAUUCCGACGACGAGACGGUUCCGCGCAAACGCACUGUUCCGACGCCUGUCUACCUCAAAGAGGUGAUAUCGUAUUUACAGGCAGACUCCCAGAAAGACCAGCUUGCGUACGAAAAACACGAAAUUCUGUACAAAGUGCUUGCUCCGCUGGUUCGUACGAAAGCAAACAGCCAGGAGCUCCAUUUCUACAGCGAGGCGCUGCUGGACUUGGUAUUGAGCCUUCCGAAUUCGUACAAACUUGCCGACUUCGAGUCGUGGCGACUAUCGUGCUGCAUAGCCAUAUGCGUUGGCGAUUUUGAGCAGGCAGCGGCGUUCCUUAUCAAGAGCUUUUUUUCUGGCGACAUUUCGCUAAAUAGACGAAUUUUGAUCUUGAGCUGUUUGAGUCUGAGUGCCAGAGAGAAGGCAGGGCUCAAUGAUGAGUUUGUGGCUGGUAAAGAGACGGUGCCCGGUUUAGGACCGCAGCGGCUACCAGAAAAUAUACACAGACAAUUUAUUCAGUAUGAAGAGCAGCAGAAACCGGAGCUCAAAAGUAUCACCGAGCAGAUGGACACGCUGAAGCUGACGGGCACGGUAACGCGCAUCUCGUCGCGACUGACCAAGAAAAAGCCGACCAAAACCAAAGACACGCGGUUCAUCAACAACGAGCUGCCAAAAAUGUAUUUCCUGCUGGUUUCGACCUGGCAAUACGUGAACUCGAAAACAGGCUCUGGGUUUGUGAUUGGCCACUAUUCGCCGAUCCUUAACUCGCAUUUUCUAAGGACGCUCGCGCUGAUACUCGACUGCGCAAUUCCGUCCUCGAUCCAGGUGCUGGACAUGGUGCGGGAGCUGGUGCUAAUUUUAGCGGAGCACAUGAAACAGCUGGUGGUGCAGUACGAGGAGAUUGUUUUGGAGGCGGUGCUUGCCGGGCUGAGGACGGCGGUGCAAUGCGAUAACAGCCUGCUUCGCCAGCUCGUCGGUCCAGAACUAAUUGCUAUGCGAGACUAUCUGGAGAUAUUACUGGCAAAUGGGGUUUUAAACGAAACUACCAUACAAAACUGCGGCCAUAUAGUAUCAGAGAUUAACAGAAUAGCAUCUCCGUUUGCCUAG
Molecule: messenger RNA, 2289 nt
Organism: Ogataea parapolymorpha DL-1
Lineage: Eukaryota; Fungi; Ascomycota; Pichiomycetes; Pichiales; Pichiaceae
Exons: 1
Coding region: 1-2289 (762 amino acids)
Biological process (GO): telomere maintenance via telomerase; protein stabilization
Cellular component (GO): cytosol
Molecular function (GO): Hsp90 protein binding; telomeric repeat DNA binding
Source: RefSeq, a predicted model, not a curated record